AUGGUGGGCUUAAAACGCAUGGAUAGUUGGGGAACUACUAGAUGCCAUGCGAUCCAGGUUCCACGGUUGUUGUUCAUUAUUAGCUGGCUGGUCGAGCUGUGGAGACUCAAGUUGUAUUUAGGGAUUCUUCUAGUAAACUCAGUAGAGAUUAUGGCUUGUACUACUGCAUCUGGAGCAAAGGAAAGAGAACCUGAGACUGGUCUGGCAAGUCUUUCUGAAAUGUGCAUCCAACAAAGUAAAGAUAAUGUUGAAGGAGUUGAAAGGAAGUUGAAAGAAAAAGCACCUCUUGUUGUUCAUGAAAUUAUUGAAAAGAUUCAGCAGGGAAAAUUGUAUACUAGGAAACGAAAGAGGAAUUCUGUGGAUUCAUGCCCUAAGUUUAAUAUUUUGUCUCAGUUAAGUAUUUCAAAUUAUCCUGAACCUACUGUUGAUCGCACCCCUGCUGAACAAUCUGUUUCUGCUGAUAUACAAAAAAAUGAUUCUGAUAAAAAUAUUGUUUUGUAUUCAAGUGUGGAUGAGGGAAUUUAUGUUUCUCCUCUUAAAGUUGCUAAGUUUGUUUCUCAACUAGAUGAUAAGAAGGUACAAGGUGAAAAUGAAAAAGAAAAUUUUGCUUCCUGUAAAGGAAAAGAAGUGGCAGGAGCACAAGUACCGCAGAUUGCACAAAGUGCGAAUGUAGAAGAAGAAUUGCUUGGUAGAGGAAAAAGAAAUCGUAAUGCCAGUUGGCAUUUAAAAUCUCCAUAUAAGGGAACAUGUAAAGGUCUGAAUUGGAAUCCAAAAUAUGUUCGAAGAUGUUGCUGGCAUUAUCGUAAAACAAUCAAACGUGCUGAGGAUAAUUUUGAAGCAUAUUUAAAGGAGAACAAGAGAAGAGGUCGUCUACCAAAGGAUGUAACUGAUAUUUACAAAAAAGAUCCUGUACUGCAAGGAAAGCCAUAUGAACUUUACAAUGAGAAAGUCAAAUCAAGAAUGUUCUUUAAAGAGAUGGUAGAUGAUAAGUAUACAUUAACUGAUGCGCACAUAGAUGUUGUAAUGUAUUUUUUGAGGAAGAAGCAUAUAUAUCACUUCAAUGAGUAUCCAUUUGCUUCAACAACAACAGAUCUGGACUUUAAUGACACUUUGGAAUUUGCAUAUAAUGACUGGCAUAAACGUCCAGAAAAAUUUACUGAAUUUUAAUUUUGGAAUGAAGGAUUGGGAUUUGUCUUAUUCAGUAUGUAUUGGGUGAGAAUCGUAGAUGUGGGAUUCCAUGGUCAUCUGUUGAUAAAGUUUUCUGUCCGAUUCGAGUUCCUGCAAAUAUUGUAGAUGGUGAAGUUGCCUUAGAUUGUUGCACUCAUUAUUACCUGGCAGUGUUAGACUUGAAUGAGAAGACUAUAGAUGUAUAUGAUUCUGUGUACCAGGGAUAUGAUUAUCAAGUUAUAAAGGAGCAGAUUCUUCAAUAUCAGGAAUUUAUUCCUAUGAUUUUGGAGUAUUGUAAAUUUGGUGACUUGCAUCCUACAUUUGGGCAUGAGUAUAAACCAUUUGUUCUUCACUGGAAAGAAUCACCAAAACAGAUAGGGAACACAAGUUGUGGUGCAUUUGUUAUAA
Messenger RNA from Nicotiana attenuata, 1575 nucleotides. RefSeq lists its product as uncharacterized. Lineage: Eukaryota; Viridiplantae; Streptophyta; Magnoliopsida; Solanales; Solanaceae. The transcript is spliced from 7 exons. The record is from RefSeq and is a predicted model, not a curated record. The coding region runs from base 1 to 1167 and encodes 388 amino acids.